This is a messenger RNA of Dufourea novaeangliae, 3312 nucleotides long. RefSeq names its product transcription factor E2F2 (gene E2f1). The transcript has 8 exons. Gene Ontology annotation, molecular function: DNA-binding transcription factor activity, RNA polymerase II-specific; protein dimerization activity; RNA polymerase II cis-regulatory region sequence-specific DNA binding. Bases 1436 to 2767 code for a protein of 443 amino acids. The record is from RefSeq and is a predicted model, not a curated record. NCBI's taxonomy places the organism in Eukaryota, Metazoa, Arthropoda, Insecta, Hymenoptera, Halictidae. Gene Ontology annotation, biological process: regulation of transcription by RNA polymerase II. Gene Ontology annotation, cellular component: RNA polymerase II transcription regulator complex.
AUGACUCAUGGAUCUUCUAUUUUUCUCGUGUGUUUAUCGUUCGAGUGAUCGUAGCACGCGAUACCGGGAAAAGUACAACAUCGUGUGCUACCUAAGGUUCGUCUAACCCUAAGGUACAUAAACAAAACAUCGGUGUGGAUGUUCGAGGAACAUUGUGUCCGCGAAAGGUCGUAGAAGUGGUUCAAAUAGCGGCAAACAGGCAAUCACUUGGAGAAAGGAUUAAAAGGUGACACGGUCUAGGAACUUUUUGGAUAUCCGCAAUAGCUGGCGGCGCGGUGGUUACGGAGAAAAGCGAAGUGACGGUUUUGGCGCGCGUACUCGACUCCUGUGUGCGACCGGCAGAUGGCCGGUGCGCCGGUACGUUAUAGGCGCGCGUCCACGAACUCACCGACACAUGACAGGCGCCUAAGCACGUACUACCACCGUGAUAGGGACACGUUCAAGAACGUACCGAAACAUUGGUGGAAGGCCACUAACACGGUGACACAGGGAGCUGUGCGAGCACAGUAGAGCGCACGGACACGCGGUUCGGUGUUACUACCACCGAUACAGGCGGGUCUGCUGCCUCGUAGCCCGAGCCAGUUGCCAGCGCGCCAGCCAGCCCCGUCCAUCCAAUCGCCCAGCUCACGAGCCGGCCUCGUGUGCGCGCGCGACACCCCGACAGAAAAGGUUCGUUUUUCUCGCCGGUGGCUCGACCGAUCAUGUCGAGGCGGGGCUUAUCGUGAACUUUAGAACCUCUACAUUCCGUGGAACUUGAAAACACGACGAUCGCCUGAACGGCUCGGCCCUUGCACUCGAUUAUUUCGGGCCCCAGUCUGCUUGGCUGUCGUUCCUAUUGCCGAGAUCGGCCCCGCAGAAAAUGGACACCGCACCAGUGCGGUAGAGAGACAGAGUGGAACAGAGAUACGUAGUAAAGAAAGAGAGGAAGAGAGGAACACACACAGGGAAAGGGACAGAGAAAGAAAUAAAGGCCACGCAACUGCUACGACGGACUACGACGGGGAACGACGACACGGGUAUAAUCCAAGAAAGAGGAACGUAGGGAGAGAAAAACGUGAGAGGGCAAGGGAGUAAAUCGUAUGUACGGUGUGUAUGAUAACCCGGGGCAAAAACCAAAAGAAACAUUCGUGUACAUUGGCCUCGGGAGGACCGGGUUAACUCUCGUCAUCCCGGCCACGUUUGUCUGUCCUGUCAUCGGCAGACUUCAGUGAAAAUUGCAACUAAAGGCAUCGACACCGCAACGGAGACGACCACGAUCACGGCGGCAACGUAUUUGCCAUCGAGGAGGCAAGGAUAUGCCUCACUCGUCGGUACUGUGACACGCGCCGCGCCGUGUACUGGCUGAACCUCCCGGAAGAGAGCGUGAGCCUCCGUCUCAAAAUACUGUGCAUUUUGUACCGCACGCUCGAGAGCCAAAUUCUUAUAAACUACAAAAAUGCCUCGAGUAAGGAGACAAGUGGUCUUAGAAGAUCCUGCCAGGCCUGUUACACCAGACAUGGCAGAGACCAAAUUAAUAAAAACAGAAUUUUUGGACGAUGGCUCAUUGGACGAGGUGCAAGCACAAAAAGUGGCUGAAGAGACACCAAGUCCACAUCUUCAAGACCAUCAAUAUGGACAAACACCUUGUUAUCAAGUAACAAGGAAACCUACACAACCACCACCUCGAACUGAAGCAAUUUCAGUUCAGGCAGUGAAACGAAGACUGAAUUUGGAAAUGGGAACAACAGGUCCCAGCCAAUCUGCCUUUAAGGCUCCUAGAGGUAAACGUAGGAGAUCUGGAUCGAGUUCUAUAACUGGCCACACACCUACCAAAAGUAAAACGGUAGAAAGAACACGGUAUGAUACAUCACUGAGCUUACUUACAAAAAAAUUCAUACACUUAGUAGAAAGCAGUCAGGAUGGUGUUGUAGAUUUGAAUGUAGCAUCUGAAAAAUUGGAAGUACAGAAACGUCGUAUAUAUGACAUUACAAAUGUAUUGGAAGGUAUAGGAAUACUGGAGAAGAAAAGUAAAAACAAUAUUCAAUGGAAAGGCGGUCAGUUACCAAAUGAGAGGAAUGAUAUUGCUGAUCUCAGACGGGAAGUAGCGGAUCUAGAAGCUAAGGAAAACACUUUGGAUCGAUUAAUUCAUGGUGCAGACAAAAACCUUAGGGAACUCUGCGCCGACAGACAAUACGCUUAUGUAACGUAUCAUGAUUUACGUUCUGUUCCAAUGUACAAAGACCAGGCUAUAAUGGCGGUUAAGGCUCCCCCAGAAGCUACUCUUCAUGUUCCACAACCUAUCACUAACCUUGGUCAACAAAAGCUUCAAAUGCACAUGAGGUCAUCUCAUGGAGAAAUAGAGGUGUUCCUCUGUCCUGAUGACCCUUCAGUAAAAUCGUCUCCCACUCCGGGGUAUACGACGACGCAACCUGUGCCUUCGUCAAAAGAAUCCGAUAUACCUUAUCUGCCUCCUGAACUGUUGGCCAGUGGAGAAAGUGGGGUUCGGGUAGAACCAGUACCUUCUGUCGAGAAUUCGUUGAAUACUCGUUUGCGUACUCCAACUGCAUCCGCGAGGGACGCACUGUUGUGCGAAUCCGAUGAUUAUGGACCAAUGGGUGGUGGCAAGUUCCAAUUACAAACGGAGGAUCAAAUUAGCACUUCAGAUCUAACUCUUCUUGAUUUUGGAGAACACCUGCUGUCCCUGGAACCGCCUCUUUCGGAGAACGACUAUUCAUUCUCGUUAGGCACGGAGGAGGGGCUUUCGGAUCUCUUUGAUUUCAAAUUCUAGAAAUAUCAUUCGCAUCAUCGUCAUCGUUACAACAGUAACAUUUGUCGUUUCAGGCCACCAAUCCGAGUUCGCCUCCCUAGUAUUCGAACGGCUAGAUAUAAUUUUGUUAAUUCUUGUGAUUGGCGCUUUUUUGUACGGAUCGCAAUUUGGCGGUAUUAAGUUGCACGUUAUUUUCUUCUCUUUUUUUUUUUAAAUAAAAAACGAAAACCGAUUUAUCACCGAUUGAUAGGGUCAUAUCUCGGUUCCCGUUGUUCGAUAGAAUAGCAGGAGGGGGAGAGAGAGAGAGAGAGAGAGAGAGAGAGAGAGAGAGAGAGAGAGAGAGAAAUAGGGUUUUGUGUUGACGUCGUGUUGCGUGAACAGGAUGCAUGAACGCAGAAUCAAAUCGGUAAACAAUGAAGAAUCGCUGCAAGCCGGCUUAGUGAAAUGAUUCUUUUGCUUGUUAGUUUCCAUUCGAGGAUACCCGCGAAUGUGUAAAUACGAGGUAUAGAUAGGACUUUACGAUUCGUAACGAUUCGCGUGGGGAGGCGAUGUUAAAUACCGAAUAG